Molecule: messenger RNA, 2097 nt
Organism: Protomyces lactucae-debilis
Lineage: Eukaryota; Fungi; Ascomycota; Taphrinomycetes; Taphrinales; Protomycetaceae
Product: Phosphoglucose isomerase
Exons: 1
Coding region: 420-2027 (535 amino acids)
Biological process (GO): glucose 6-phosphate metabolic process; glycolytic process; gluconeogenesis
Cellular component (GO): cytosol
Molecular function (GO): glucose-6-phosphate isomerase activity; monosaccharide binding; carbohydrate derivative binding
Source: RefSeq, a predicted model, not a curated record
GUAAGGGUAUAGAGAGCAUGAAGCAGUGCAGAGGAGGCAUCAGACUCAGCGAUACCAGCAAGACCAUUAAGGCCAUUGAAUUGGCAUUAAGACCAUCUACCUCGAGACAUAGACAAAAAGCAGUCACAGCUACGAUCAUACUUGACAGCCAUGAUAAGAAGCAACCCUCGGCCAUUGACUACUGAGGAAAGAAAGAACCUACCCUGACACACCACCUCUCACUUCUCCUCCGAUGUAGCAUCCAUCCCACAAACUCCCGCUCGCACUCGCAUUCGUCAUCUCACCAACCGCACCACUCACCAACCACACACAGAUCAUGGUCGGCUUCUCACAGGCAUCAGAGCUACAGGCAUGGACAAACCUCCAAAAGUACUACGAGGCAACAGGCAAGACCCUCCUCGUCCGAGACCUCUUCAAGAAUGACCCAGGCACGUCAAACUCAACCCUCAAUUUCGCUUCAAGUGCUAAUCUCUACCACAGAACGCUUCACCAAGCUCUCGCGCGAGUUUAAGGGCCUCGAGAACGAAGGCUCCAUUCUCUUUGACUUUUCCAAAAACAUCAUUGACGAUGAAGGCUUCAAACUCCUCGUCGCCCUCGCAAAGGAAGCAGGCGUCGAGGAGCUCCGGGAUCAGAUGUUCCAGGGUGAGCACAUCAACUUCACUGAAGACCGCGCAGUCGGUCAUGUUGCCCUGCGAAAUGUAGGUGACGAGCCCUUCAUGGUGGACGGCAAGGAUGUCAUGCCUGGCGUCAAGGAAGUGCUCGACCACAUGAAGGAGUUCUCCGAGUCUGUGCGUUCCGGUGAGUGGAAGGGCUACUCUGGCAAGGAAAUCAGGACAAUCGUCAACAUUGGUAUCGGCGGCUCCGACCUCGGCCCAGUCAUGGUGACCGAGGCGCUCAAGCACUAUGCAAAGCGCGAUCUGGCGGCUCACUUUGUUUCCAACAUUGACGGCACACACAUGGCUGAAGCCCUGCUCGCCUCAGACCCAGAGACAACCUUGUUCUUGGUGGCCUCCAAGACUUUCACUACGGCAGAAACGUGCACGAACGCCGCAACCGCCAAGAAGUGGUUCCUCGACACGGCCAAGGAGGAGGAGCACAUUGCAAAGCACUUUGUUGCACUCUCCACCAACGAGGAGGAAGUCACCAAGUUUGGCAUUGAUGCGAAAAACAUGUUUGGCUUUUCCGACUGGGUGGGUGGACGUUACUCUGUAUGGUCGGCCAUUGGUUUGUCUGUAGCACUCGUCAUUGGCUACGACAACUUCCAUGCCUUCUUGUCUGGUGCACACGGCAUGGACAAGCACUUCAAGACGGCGCCCAUUGAAGAGAACAUCCCCAUGCUCGGUGGUCUGCUCUCUGUCUGGUACAGCAACUUUUGGGGAUCCCAGACGCACUUGGUUGCUCCAUACGACCAGUACAUGCACCGCUUCCCAGCAUACCUCCAGCAAAUGUCCAUGGAAUCCAACGGUAAGGCCAUCACACGCACCGGUGAGCACGUCAAGUACACGUCCGGUCCUAUCCUCUUUGGUGAACCAGGCACCAACAGUCAACACUCCUUCUUCCAGCUCAUCCAUCAAGGCACAAAGCUCAUUCCAGCAGACUUCAUCAUGGCUGCUGAGUCUCACAACCCCAUCUCCGGUAACCUCCACCAAAAAAUGCUGGCUUCCAACUUUUUGGCACAGAGUGAAGCCUUGAUGUUGGGAAAGACACCGGAUGAGGUGGCUGCUGAGGGAGCUAAAGCUGACUUGGUGCCACACAAGACCUUUUUAGGUAACCGUCCCACCACCUCGAUCCUUGCACAAAAGAUUACACCUGCUGCAUUGGGUGCGCUGGUCGUAUACUACGAGCACCUUACGUUCACUGAAGGUGCUAUCUGGAACAUCAACUCCUUUGAUCAGUGGGGCGUUGAACUUGGUAAAUCACUCGCAAAGAAGAUUUUGUCGGAGAUUGAGGAGAAGAAGGCCGGAGAUGCGCAUGAUGCCUCCACCAAGUCGCUGUUGUCGGAGUUCCUCAAGCGUAGCAAGGCAUAAGUCAACUAUUCUGUCUGGGUGUAUGCUCAAAUUUAGUAUCAAAUAGACGAUGAAUGACUAUCUAGGUAUG